AUGAGCACCAGCGAGACUGAGGUGCCAGAACAACUCUUCCUCGAAUUCUCUAUUCAAGACAUCAUUCAAAGGGAAACCAACGGGCUUGCGGUCAUGGAACCAUGGGCUAGCGCAUACGUGGACGCGAUCCGCAAUCGCAGAUUCGGCGAUGCGGUGUGGGCACGUUACCAUCUCGCCGGGGACGUGGACAGCGAGACCGGCAUCAUUGGAGACACAAGCAAGAGUGUUCUCCAGAUGAUCGAAGAAGAUGCCGUGGGAUACCGGACUGGGGAGUCAGGCCUCUACGCAGAAGCGCUAUCGACUGUUUACGAACGGACGAGCGAGUCUGAUGGACAUCCCGAGGUGAUUGAGCUUCUUUUGCGCGUUGGCAAGCAAAGUAUUCGGGAGCUGCGAGCUCAAUUCAAGGAUGAAUUUGACAGUUAG
Penicillium chermesinum is the source of this 423-nucleotide messenger RNA. RefSeq lists its product as uncharacterized. The transcript has a single exon. Bases 1 to 423 code for a protein of 140 amino acids. The record is from RefSeq and is a predicted model, not a curated record. NCBI's taxonomy places the organism in Eukaryota, Fungi, Ascomycota, Eurotiomycetes, Eurotiales, Aspergillaceae.